This is a messenger RNA of Ceratotherium simum simum (southern white rhinoceros), 1894 nucleotides long. RefSeq names its product retinal outer segment membrane protein 1 (gene ROM1). Gene Ontology annotation, cellular component: membrane. Gene Ontology annotation, biological process: visual perception. NCBI's taxonomy places the organism in Eukaryota, Metazoa, Chordata, Mammalia, Perissodactyla, Rhinocerotidae. The record is from RefSeq and is a predicted model, not a curated record.
ACAAACAGGCGCCGGACGCGGAGCCGCCAGGAAGCGCGGGAGGGGGGGCGGGCCAAGGGGGGGGCCGGGCCGCCUGGUAACCCCUCCCUGUCCGGGCCUCGCGGCACAGCACGGGGGCGGGGCCAACCCGCUGACCCCUUGGCCCCCUCCAGGCCUCCGCCCUCCAGGCCCUUCCGAGAUCCCCACCCCCGGACUCCCUAGGGACCUGGGAGGGAGCGCGGGUCCUUAGGUCUCCGCCCCCCAGCCCCUAGCCCCUCGGACAGAGCCGACCAACCCCUCCCCACUUCCGCGAGGGGCAGGGGCGGGGUCAUGAUAUAGGCCUUCUGCCCGGGGGAGGGGCUUUUCCUAAGGGGCAAGGCCAAGGCAUCCCGAAUUGGGGCUGGCAGGGGACAAGGCGGCGAGUUAUUAAGGCUGGGGGUGGGAGGCUGCCCAGGGUAUUGGGGUCAUGGUGGCAUUAGCCCAGCUCAAGGCGAGCUGGGCUGACUCAGCACCCUGCCCCGGCCAAUCCCCAGCCCUGACAGCUCUGCUCUCCCUUGGGCAGAGAUGGGAGAUGGCGCCGGUGCUGCCCCUGGUGCUGCCCCUCCAGCCGCGCAUUCGUCUGGCACAGGGGCUGUGGCUCCUCUCUUGGCUGCUGGCGCUGGGCAGUGGCCUCACCCUCCUCUGUAGCGGGCACCUCCUGGUCCAGCUGUGGCACGUUGGCACCUUCUUGGCUCCCUCUUGCCCAUUCGCUGCCCUGCCCCAGGUUGCUCUGGCAGCCAGUGCAGUGGCUCUGUGCACAGGACUGGUGGGCGCGGGAGCCAGCAGGGCCAGUCUGGAUGCAGCUCAGUACCCUCCCUGGCGAGGGGUCCUGGGCCCCCUACUGGUGGCUAGCACUGCUGGGGGCGGGGGGCUCCUGGUCCUUGCCCUGGGGCUAGCCCUGGCUUUACCUGGGAGUCUGGAUGUGGGACUGGAGGAGGGCCUGGGGACUGCCUUGGCUCACUACAAGGACACAGAGGUGCCUGGACACUGUCAUGCCAAACGGCUGUUGGAUGAGCUGCAGCUGAGGCACCACUGCUGCGGACGCCAUGGGUACAAGGAUUGGUUUGGGGUCCAGUGGGUCAGCAGCCGUUACCUGGAUCCCAAUGACCAGGACGUGGUUGACCGGAUCCAGAGCAAUGUGGAAGGCCUAUAUCUGAUUGACGGGGUCCCCUUCUCUUGCUGCAACCCCCACUCACCCAGGCCUUGCCUGCAAAGCCAGCUCUCAGACCCACAUGCCCACCCCCUCUUUGAUCCUCGACAGCCCAACCUAAACCUCUGGGCCCAAGGAUGCCAUGGGGUACUGCUGGGGCACCUGCAGGGGUUGGCGAGCACACUGGGCAGCCUGCUGGCUGUCACCUUCCUGCUGCAGACUCUGGUGCUCCUGGGCCUGCGGUACCUGCAAACAGCACUGGAGGGGCUUGGAGGAGUCAUCGACAGGGAGGGAGAGACACAGGGCUAUCUCUUUCCUGGUGGGCUGAAAGACAUGCUGAAAACAGCAUGGCUACAGGGAGGGGUUGCCCACAGGCCAGCACCUGAGGAGGCCCCACCAGUAGAGGCACCUCCUAAGGAGGGUCUACCUGAGGCCUAGUGGCCUGGAGCUCGGGGUGGGGAUUGGGAGGGGGGGAAGGGGUGGGAUGGACAGAACCACACAACUCCUUACCAAGGCUCCGGGGGAGGGGGGUUCCCUGGGAUUAGAGGGGUUAAAGCUGGUCAGUGGGCUGGACUGGGGUAGGAGAGAAAACCUGGCAUCCUAGAGCCCAGACCCUGUGGCCAAAGCACCAGGGAACAGAGAAAAACAGGGCGAUGGCAAAGUGACAUGGGAAGGACUGGCGAUUGCUUCUGGUGCGCAGACUCAAUAAAGCUUUUGGACUGAAGC